UUUAUGUUACAAUCCACGCAACAUUCGGCCGCUGACACGGAGAAAGCCACCGUCUAUCAGCUGGCCAACGGAAAUCAUACCAACGGUGACUGCGGCAAAGUCAGAACGCAACCGAAGGUCCCAGCCCGAAGACGCACCAACAUGCUCGUGAAGGAGUUUUGCAACCGGCGGUGCAUCCUUACCUCGUCCGGAUUGCUUCUCGUCGCCAGCGGUACCUUCUUCAUCCUGUUUUUCCCGAUCAUAUUCCAGGACAUACUGCAAGAGGAGCUUAAACUUCGACCCGGUUCGCGGAGUUAUGAUUCCUGGGUAUCGCCACCGUUCCCGCUCGCGAUGGACGUGUACUUCUUCAACUGGACCAAUCCGGAGGACAUUACGAACCAUUCCACGAAACCGAUCCUGGAGGAGUUGGGUCCGUAUCGGUUUAUCGAGCAUCCGACCAAGAUAGACAUUGAAUGGCACGACGAGAACGCAACCGUCAGCUAUCGGAAGAAGAGCAUCUACUACUUCGACGAGGAGGGCAGUAAUGGCAGCUUGGAUGAUGUGAUAAGCAGCAUUAACAUUGUGGCCGUGUCGGCAGCAAAGCGAUCCAAAUACUGGGGCUAUCUCAAGCAGAAAGGCGUCUCGUUGGGCCUGAAUGUGUACGAGCAGAAGAUAAACGUGGUCAAAACGGCGGGCGAACUACUGUUCGAUGGGUACGAGGAUAACAUGGUGCUGAUGGGAAAACACAUGUUCGACGCCGACGAAGUGCCAUUCGAUCGUGUCGGAUGGUUCUACACGCGUAACAAUUCUGCUGAUCUGAUCGGUCACUACAACAUCCACACCGGUGUGGAAGACAUUGCCAUGCUCGGUAAAAUGGGCGAAUGGAACUACAAACCGCGUACGAACUUUUUCGAAGGAACCUGCGGCAUGCUGAACGGUUCGGCUGGCGAGUUUUUCCCACCGGGCUUAACCAAAGAUCAACCGAUUGAGCUGUUCACGCCCGACAUGUGCCGUAGCUUGCCGCUCGACUUUGAGGAAGAGGUUACCAUCCACGGCCAGAAGGCGUACAAGUAUUCGGGUGAUCGUAGGGCGAUCGAUAAUGGUACACUGUACCCAGAGACGGCUUGCUUCAGUUCGGGUGAGAUCGUACCGUCCGGCGUGCUGAACAUUUCGUCCUGUCGCUUCGGAACGCCCGUGUUCGUGUCGUUCCCGCACUAUUACGGUGCUGAUCCGUUCUAUCUGGAUCAGGUCGAGGGAUUGAGUCCGUCGAAGGAGAAGCAUCAAUUUUAUAUGUCGAUGGAACCGACGACUUCCGUUCCGUUGGAUGUUGCCGCUCGUUUGCAGCUAAACAUUAUGAUCGAACCGUACGAAAAUAUCAAUCUCUUCUCUGAUGUCAAACGAGUCUUCCUGCCCGUCCUGUGGUUCGAACAGCACGUCAUUAUGCCUCCCGAACUAGCGGGAGAAAUCGGUCAGGCACUAACCAUUCCAUCGAUCGUACGACUCUGCGGCAUUGUCAUGGUUGUGUUCGGCGUACUGCUUCUCCUCUGGACACCCCUGGAACGUGUGUUCUUCCGACGGCGGCGUGUUGCCGGUACGAUCGGCACCAAAGAUCAACCAGCAUUCAACGGUGUCCGAUCGUUCAAUCUUACGACCGAAAAGGGAUUGCUUGCAUCGUCGGAGAAGAAAAAUGGCAAACCGACCACAGCCACCGCAAUCGUGUUGGUGGACAAGCUGCUCGAAAAGCCAGAAAAGCUUCCACUCACGGACAGCGGUACACAAUCGCCUCCGACCGAGCCAGAGAGUGCUCCACUGAUCGAGGGUAGAAAUGCGACCAUUAUUAAAUCUUGA
This is a messenger RNA of Anopheles maculipalpis, 1827 nucleotides long. It is a transcript of the gene santa-maria, whose product is annotated as protein peste. Gene Ontology annotation, cellular component: membrane; cytoplasm. Gene Ontology annotation, molecular function: scavenger receptor activity. The record is from RefSeq and is a predicted model, not a curated record. NCBI's taxonomy places the organism in Eukaryota, Metazoa, Arthropoda, Insecta, Diptera, Culicidae. The transcript is spliced from 7 exons. The coding region runs from base 4 to 1827 and encodes 607 amino acids.